This is a messenger RNA of Paraphaeosphaeria sporulosa, 1053 nucleotides long. RefSeq lists its product as uncharacterized. The transcript has a single exon. The coding region runs from base 384 to 1046 and encodes 220 amino acids. The record is from RefSeq and is a predicted model, not a curated record. Lineage: Eukaryota; Fungi; Ascomycota; Dothideomycetes; Pleosporales; Didymosphaeriaceae.
UGGUUGGGUUGUGACGUGAUGAUUGGCGGUCUGAGUGGCUGAUGGGUCGGGUCAGCCAAUCAGGCGCUGAAGCGGAACCAGCCGAGUGACGCUGCGCCUCAGGUGCGGUUUGCCGUGGCUGCGGCUCUGCGACUCCGCCGCGUUCAUGACCAAGCGUCGUGAUGGGGGGGUGGGUAUGAUGGAGAGGGUGAGACAGAGGGUCUGGAGAGGUGUAUAAAACUUGUGGGUUGGGGACGUCGUGACUUUUACCUUCGCUGUAGCACACAGACAAAGUACGGAUCACAAAGUACAACCGCAUCGCAUCGCAGUUCAAGCUUUCCGUUCUCUUGCAUACCACGGACAUCAUACCCGCCAAUCAACACUACCACCUGCAGCCAAUCACAAUGUUCUCCUACCACAGCACUCGCACGCGCGAGCGCAGCCCCCUUUUUGACGACCACGACGACGACUACUACUCCGCGCGCCGCCUCGUGCGCACAAACUCCAAGCGCGCCUACGACGAUGACGACGACGAGUUCGACGACUAUCCCUACACCAACAACCACAAAAACAAGCCCUCACGUGCUCUUACCAUUCGCCAGCCCUCGCAACUAGAGAAGUAUAACGUCUGGUCAAGGCCGGCGUCGUCGUCGCCAAAGCACACAUCGUCAAAGUACUACCGCUCCUCCUUUGACAACGACGAGGACGACGAUCGCACAGUGAGGUACAAGUACACGACCACGCGGUACUCCCCUGCGCACACCCACACCCACACACGCUCCGACGAUGACUCGGACCGCGAGCGCGAGUUCAGGCUCAAAGUCAAAGCCACUUUCGGCCGGCCCAAGUCGAGCCACUCGUCUGAGCGCAAGGCGAUGGCGUGGUCCGGCGACAUGUUUCGCACGCGCGAGAAGUGGGUUGAUGAAGACUGGGAGACGCGCGAGCGGGAGCGGAGGCGGGACUCCUUGUUCGAUGAUGAGCGUGUCGGAGAGAAGAGCGUGCGGUUUCGCCGGGUGAAGAGGACGAAGACGGAAGAAUGGAGGCCAUUGAAUGGCUUUAGGCGGUAGUGGUUUC